Messenger RNA from Ichthyophthirius multifiliis, 2294 nucleotides. RefSeq lists its product as hypothetical. Lineage: Eukaryota; Ciliophora; Oligohymenophorea; Hymenostomatida. The transcript is spliced from 6 exons. The record is from RefSeq and is a predicted model, not a curated record.
UGAUUUUUAAAAGAUGACAUCUCAUUCAUAAAAAAAUAUCUAAAAAAAGCCUGGCGGAUAUAUAGCUGGAGGUGCAGAAGCCAAUAUAGAAGAAUUAAAAAAAGAAUUAUAAUCUUGUAUAUAAAAAAAAGAUAUAAAAACCGUAUCAAUAGUGUUAUCUUAUAUAUUAGAAAAAAAUCUUAACCAAACAGAAAAAUUUUAAUAUUCAAUAAUGAGACUUUAAUAUUUAUUAGAACUUAAUUAAUACUAAGACUGUGCUUUAAGUUGCGAGAAAUAUCUAAAUGAACUUUCUUAGAGUUAAAAAGAUAAAUAAACAUAAUAAUAUGAAAUUAAUAUACGUUUAUUAUUAUCAAAAGUAAGAAAAUUAAAAAAUAUUAAUUUAUAAAAAAUAGUCCAAAUCAAAUUUAGGUGAAAUAUGGAGUGGAUAUUUAGAAUAUCUUCGAGCAGAAGGAUUUUGUUAGUAGUUAAUUUAAUAAAAGUAAUAAUAAAUAAAUAAAGGAAAAGGAAAAAUUAGUGAAAACGAUAUAAAUUGGAACGAAACUGAUAAUGAUUUACUUCUUAAAGAAUUAUAGAAUACAGAAUUGCAUUUUAAAGCAAAGUUAAAUUAAGAUAAAAAUGCUAUUAAUUUCACCUUUUCUAAUGGAUUUUCGAAUACUGGGUGCUUAGGUUUAGAAUAAAUUACUUAGUGUAAAAUAUUACCGAUUCCUUAAUUUAAAAACAGAUAAGUUUUAAGUAUUGCGUGCGGAGAUCAUCAUACUAUAGUACUUGUGAAAGCUUUUUCUUUGUAGCAUUUAUAUUAACCAAAUUAUUAGUAAGUUUCUCCUAAUUUUGAUUCUUGUUGUGAAGUUUUCGGUUGGGGAUAAAAUACAUGUGGAUAAAUUACAGGUGAUUCUAAUUACAAUACGUAUAUGAUUUUUUUGUUUUUAUUUUUAUAUAUAUAUUUUUUUUUAAGAAUUAUUGAUAAACCACUUCUUAUUGCAGAAUUUAGUGGGAAAUAAAUUUGCUGUGUAGGCGCUUAUAAAGCAAGUAGUAUUGCAGUGGAUAUAAAUGGAAAUGUUUAUGAAUGGGGGAAAUAUAAAUAUAAUUAAAUUGAUAAUUCAAAUAUUGAGAUGACUUUCGUUUUAAAAAAAAACAUUAUUAGUGUUUUUAAGGGAAAUAGUUUCUAUGUGGCUUAGGAUAAUAAAAAUUAAGCUUAUUUGUGGGGGAAUUUAAAAAAUAUAUAAGUGAAAAAAGAUAAAUACGAUUAAAUAAAUAUUGAUAAGAUUUAAAGUAUUUCGGCUGGAAGUGAUCAUAUUAUUGUUUCAGAUUUGGAAGGCAAUGUAUUUUUUUUUGUAUUUGGAAUGGGUGAUAAUUCAAAAGGUUAACUUUCUUUAAGUUAAAAUGUAUAGUUUUCUAAAUAAUUCUAAUAAUUAAAUUAGUUAAAAGGAUAUAAUAUUUAAAAAGUAUAAGCUUAUUAAAAUUUAUCAAUGUUCAUAUCUAAGUAAGGAGAAUUAUUAUAUACAGGUGAAUAUUAAAGUGGAAGUAAAAAAAAAAAUAUAUAAAAUAAAAAUAAAAAAAAAUAAAAGAAAUUACUGAAUUUAUAAAGGAAGCAGAAUUCUAAGAAGAAAAUUUAAAAAUUGUAAAUAUUUCUAAUGCUGAAAAUAUUAUUUGUGCAAUAACUUAAAAUGGAUAAACAUAUGUAUGGGAAACUGAUAUUUCAGUAAAAUUUAAAAAACAUAAAGAUAUAAAUACUUAAUCAUUUAGAGGAAUUAAAAUGGGAUAAGGAUUUUCUAUAUUUACUAAAAGUCUUCCUAAUGUAAACAUUUGUUCUGUCGAAUUAAAAAAUAAUACAAAAUUAGAAACAUAUUCCCCUAUUAAUAUACAUAUUUAACUUCGUGAUUAUAAUGGACCUUGGGGAUUAAAACCUUUUUAUCCAAUAAGAUUUUAAUUAAUGCUAACAGAUAAUAAUAAUAUUAGUAAAUAGAAUUAAGAGAAAAUUGCUUAAUAAUUUAGUCAAUUAACUUAAUCAAAAUAUAAUCAAGAUAAAGUUUAUAUAGAUGAAAUUAAUGGAGAUAAUCUUUUAUAAUUUUCAAUUAAAUAGAAUUAAAAUGAUUUAUCGAUAUAUGAAUUAUAAAUAUAAUGUGAAAAUUCAGGAAAAUAUUUCCUUUCAAUACUUCUAAAUGAAGAACUUUUACCUAAUAUGCCUAUUGUGUUAAAUAUUUUAACUUCAGCUUAAGAAAAAAAUAAUAAAGAAGUACAAGCUUAAGAUGAAUAGAAGAAAAUUAAUGAAUAAUUAGAAAAAUAAAAAAAGAUGA